UCACGCCUUUCGAUCCGCUUGAUAAUUCAGCGUCACCUCCAACACCUUCACUGUCGCCCUUUCCUCUCAACCGUUUCCCAUGGCGAAAGUUGGCGAUGCUUCAAUGAUCGUCGCGGUAACCUUCGGCCGAAGCUCCUUCAUUGGAAGAUCUAUCGUUGCCGCCCUCCUCGGUGAUGGUCGCUUCACAGUCCGCGUCAUCGACCCCCUCCCGGCUCCGGAUCCAACCCCUUCAUUGUCGCCCUUCUUCCAAUCUGGUCGUGUGUCCUACCACCAUGUGGAUCUUCGACGCCAAUCUCCUUCGCUCCUCACAGUCUUCACUGGCGCCAACACUGUUUUCCACGUUGACCCCACUGUGACAACCCUUCAGCCGCCGCCAGCGCGUUCCUCUGAUUUCCAUGGACUGCACCUUCUCCUGGUCCAAAGUACCAGAAACGUGAUCUCUGCAUGCUUGGAAUGCGGGGUACAGCGGUUCGUGUACAUCAGCUCCGCUGACGUGGUGGUUGGCGGAGCGAAGGAGGUUUGCUGCUGGGAUGAGUCGGCGGUAUACCCAGAGAGGUUCGUGGAUAGUUUGAGUGAGUUGAGGGCACAGGCGGAGGCGAUGGUUUUGAGGGCGAACAGAAAAGAUGGACUCUCUACUUGUGCGUUAAGGGUAAGCAAUCCAUUUGGACCAGGUGAUGACACUCUGGUGCCGUUUCUUGUACGUGGAGCCAAGGAAGGAUGGGCCAAGUUCAUAAUUGGAAAUGGUCAAAAUUUAUGGGAUUUCACAUAUAUUGAGAAUGUGGCCCAUGCUGGUAUCUGCGCAGAGCAGGCUUUACGUUUGAGAACUCCUUAUGUUGCUGGAAAGCCAUUUUUCAUUACAAACAAAGAACCUAUGAAACUUUGGGAUUUCUUAUCUAAUAUGUUGGAAGGCUUGGGAUACCAAAGGCCAAGCAUCCAUCUUCCAGUCAACAUUGUCUUGGCUCUUGCUAAGGUAGCCAGAUUCUUUCAGGAGAAGUUGCUUUCAUGCAAAACCUCCAAUUCUUUUGUUACUGCUUCCACAUUUCGAUCAUUUACAGGCACAAGGACCUUUGAUUGUUCUAAUGCUGAAAGAGUUAUGGGAUAUUCUCCAGUUGUUUCACUAGAGGAUGGCGUUACAUUAACUAUAGCAUCAUUCUCACAACUAGCUAAUGGCUCUGCUGAUGUGGACCAGCAAGAUCUGACCAAACCAUCAAAAGCUGAGAAACUACUUGGCAAUGGAAGUGUUGCCGACAUAUUAUUGUGGAGAGAUGACCGGAGGACUUUUUCGUGCUUACUCGUGUUGUUUCUGUUGCAUUACUGGUUUUUCCUUUCUGAAAGAACGUUCAUCUCAUCAGCUGCUAAACUCCUAAUGUUGUUUAUGCUCAUUCUUUUUGUCUAUGGAUAUUUGCCUACCUCAAUGCUUGGUUUUUCCAUUGAAAAGAUGUCGUUGUCAUCUUUUGAGGUCUCUGAGUUGGCUGCCACGAAUUUUUCAAGUACUGUAGCAUCUCUAUGGAAUCAAAGCAUAUGUAUGCUUGAUGCAGUGGCACAUGGAGAAGACUGGGGCGUCCUUUUCAAGGUAGCUGGUUAUUUAUCUCUUUUCAAGCUACUAUUGCUAUUUUCGUUACCGGCUGUGAGCGCCGCAGGGUUGGUCUGCUUGUUUACCUUCUUCAUUGUUUACGAACAAUGUGAAACGGAGAUAGAGAACUUAACUGCAGCUGGCGCUCGUGGAUUAGAUAAAAUGAAGAGUUUACUGAUAGCCAAAUUGCCCUGUUCGAUGGCGAAAAAUGUUUAGUAAAUUUUUGGCACAGGUAUCACAUAGUGCAUGAUUAUAAUUGGAUGGAUGAAAUAUGAUAAAACCUUUGCCUAAUGCUUGGAUUUUGCCAAGUCAUCUAUCAAGUUACUUCAUA
This is a messenger RNA of Dendrobium catenatum, 1904 nucleotides long. Its product is annotated as 3beta-hydroxysteroid-dehydrogenase/decarboxylase. Gene Ontology annotation, molecular function: 3-beta-hydroxy-Delta5-steroid dehydrogenase (NAD+) activity. NCBI's taxonomy places the organism in Eukaryota, Viridiplantae, Streptophyta, Magnoliopsida, Asparagales, Orchidaceae. Gene Ontology annotation, biological process: steroid biosynthetic process. The transcript has 10 exons. The coding region runs from base 80 to 1789 and encodes 569 amino acids. The record is from RefSeq and is a predicted model, not a curated record.